UCUCAGCCCCGUGUCCCCCGUCUGUCACACUAACCUGCAUGAUCCGACGACAGCGAUCUCUGACGGGAACUACCAAGUAUGUCUUAAUUCGUUAGUGUUUAUAAACACCACAUCCUUUCCAGGUAUCAUAUUGUUGAAAUUUUUCGGACAGUGCUGUUAGGUUGUUCGAUUUGGAAUUUUCACAACAGUUCUCUCAGAAGGAUGUCGUCGACAAGCCUGGUGUCACUGCUGCUCUGUUUCCUCAGCAUCGUUGAAAUCCCGGGACAAGGAAUUGGUAACUUUGACUUUGGGCAAGAACUGAUCUUAUCGGGCCAUGAGGGUGGCCAUUUCAUUGACAGUGGAUUCGGAGGGGGCGAAAUUCUACCCCAGGGGAACUUCAUGAUACAAUCUGGGGGUAAUGCAUACAAUACACGGGCGGGUCGAACCGGGUUGUCCGCGCCACUACCAACCACAAGGACAAUCAGGAGAGUCUCAAGGACGUCCAGAACGUCCUACCCCGCAGGGGCUGGGGGGACAAGUAUAAUUCAACGUUCUGGGAAUUCCCAGGUUGGUGCUGGUGGUCUGGACCUCACCGGACUCCUCCAGAGUAUGAUGUCCACCCCGGGACAGAGAAGUUUCAGCUGGACCAUCCGGCGACAGCCUCAGAGGACCACUCAACGGAGGCAACAGGUUCGUCGGCAAAGAAUCCCGGAUGUGUUUCAAUCCUUUGGAAGUCAGUUUGGUUUAAAUGGCAUGGACUUCGUCAGCGAAAAUCCGAGAACCAGUAUUCAACGCAGAAUCAACCCGCCUCGCAACGUCAUUCCUGCCCUGCCGACGACUUCCGGUGCGGGAGGCGCCUCGGCCGGAUAUGGUCUGACGUCCAGACACGUCCAGCAGAUGCUCACUGCCCACAACAACGCUCGACGGGAACUUGGAGCUGCCGACAUGCACCUCAUGCGGUGGGACAAGCAGUUGGCGAGUGAGGCAAACUCGUGGAUACAGCGCUGUGUGAUGGAGCACCAACAAGGAGGACGGGGGGAGAACCUCGCCAUGGUAGGAGGGUCACUCAUGAACAUCGACAGCCUCGUCGACUACGGCAUCAACGGCUGGUACAACGAGAAAAACAGCUGGCGACACGGGGACGAGUUCUCGGCUGCCACUGGCCACUAUACACAGAUGAUCUGGUCCAGCACGACGAACGUGGGAUGUGCCGCCAAACGCUGCCCCGAUAUGUAUCUCCUUGCCUGCUUCUACUCUCCGCCGGGCAACGUCAUGGGCUUCAACCCCUACACCCACGGCGCGCCGUGCUCGAUGUGUCGAGGUAGCUGCCAGAAUCAGCUGUGUGUGUGAGGCACCAUCAGCAUCGCUGCUGCUGACAUCGGCCUGGUUUUGCACACGAUUUAUUACAAUGCUGAUUUAUGGCACAGACAGUGGCCAUGGGCAUCUCGAAAACCAGGACUCUUUGCAAACAUCUUCUGGCUGGAAACUUCGCCUCAGGCGCUCUCAUUGCCACCAUUACGGCAACGACCAUAUGAAACUAACAAAGCUCAAUAAAUAUAUUGAAUGCCA
Messenger RNA from Haliotis rufescens (red abalone), 1548 nucleotides. RefSeq lists its product as uncharacterized. The transcript has 4 exons. The coding region runs from base 202 to 1329 and encodes 375 amino acids. The record is from RefSeq and is a predicted model, not a curated record. Gene Ontology annotation, cellular component: extracellular region. NCBI's taxonomy places the organism in Eukaryota, Metazoa, Mollusca, Gastropoda, Lepetellida, Haliotidae.